Molecule: messenger RNA, 1074 nt
Organism: Lates calcarifer (barramundi perch)
Lineage: Eukaryota; Metazoa; Chordata; Actinopteri; Centropomidae
Exons: 1
Coding region: 9-866 (285 amino acids)
Source: RefSeq, a predicted model, not a curated record
GUGUUGCCAUGGCUGUCCCUUGUCUCUGGUCCUGUUCAUGGUAUUCAUGGACAGGAUCUCAAGGCGCAGCUGAGGUGAGGAAUGUGGCCUCAUCAGACCAUGACCUUCAGCACACACUGGGGCGGUUUGUAGCCGAGUGUGAAGCAGUGGGGAUGAGGGUCAGCACCUCCAAAUCUGAAGCCAUGGUCCUCAGCCGGAAAAUGGUGGAUUGUUCCCUCCGGGUGGGGGGAGAGUUGCUGCCUCAAGCGAAGGAGUUUAAGUAUCUCGGGGUCUUGUGCAUGAGUGACGGGAGGAUGGAGUAUGAGAUUGACAGGCGGAUCAGUGCGGCAUCAGCAGUAAUGCGGUCACUGUACUGGACCACUGUGGUGAAGAGGGAGCGGAGUCGAAAGGCAAAGCUUUCAAUUUACCAGUCGAUUUACGUUCUGACUCUCACCUAUGGUCACAAGAUCUGGGUAGUGACCGAAAGAAGGAGAUUGCGGAUACAGGCAGCUGAAAUGAGUUUCCUCCAGAGGGUGUCUGGGCUCAGCCUUAGAGAUAGGGUGAGAAGCCUGGACAUCCAGAGGGAGCUCGGAGUAGAGCCCCUGCUCCUUCGUGUCGAAAGGAGCCAGUUGAGGUGGUUCAGGCAUCUGGUAAGGAUGCCUCCUAGGAGACUCCCUUUGGAGAUCUUCCAGGCACACCCAACUGGGAAGAGACCCUGGGGUAGACCCAGGACAAGUUGGAGAGAUUAUGUGUCUCUUCUGGCCUGGGAACGCUUUAGAAACCCCCAGGAGGAGCUAGAAAACGUUGCUGGGGAGAGGGAUGUCUGGAAUGCCCUGCUUAGCCUGUUGCCACCGCAAUUCCAGAAUAAGUGGGAGAUACUGAACUGAACAUCAACUGUAGUCCCAGAAAACUUUGGUAAAGGACUAAUGGCACAAAAUAAUGAUGCAGUAAUACAGAGGAACUAUGACAUGUUGCGUUCUUAACAAAUCUUAAUGGUCUUAUGAGUGUGAAGCAAGUACAGAAAUUAGUGUAAAAUGAUUUUAGAAUUCAUUUAUGUAAUAUCUCAAAGAAUAGUAGCAUUAUUCUAGCUUCCUU